Bombina bombina (fire-bellied toad) is the source of this 2429-nucleotide messenger RNA. RefSeq names its product endoplasmic reticulum-golgi intermediate compartment 1 (gene ERGIC1). The transcript is spliced from 10 exons. Gene Ontology annotation, cellular component: COPII-coated ER to Golgi transport vesicle; endoplasmic reticulum; endoplasmic reticulum membrane. The coding region runs from base 132 to 1004 and encodes 290 amino acids. The record is from RefSeq and is a predicted model, not a curated record. Gene Ontology annotation, biological process: endoplasmic reticulum to Golgi vesicle-mediated transport; retrograde vesicle-mediated transport, Golgi to endoplasmic reticulum. Lineage: Eukaryota; Metazoa; Chordata; Amphibia; Anura; Bombinatoridae.
CUCCCGAUGGCAACGUCAGUUCCGGUGUGUCUAGCCGGCAGACUUGAAGACAGAAAGGGUGCCCUGCUGUAUAUUUCCACUCAGCAACCAAUCAACUAAUUAUCCUGCGGUGGUGACCCUGGCAUUGCACCAUGCCAUUUGACUUCAGGAGGUUUGAUAUUUACCGGAAGGUACCCAAAGACCUCACACAACCAACUUAUACAGGCGCUAUAAUUUCCAUCUGCUGCUGUCUCUUUAUUGUCUUCCUCUUCCUAUCAGAGCUCACCGGAUUUAUUGCCAGUGAGAUUGUUAAUGAACUGUACGUAGAUGACCCUGAUAAAGACAGUGGAGGUAAAAUUGAUGUGAGCUUAAACGUAAGCUUGCCUAACCUACACUGUGAAUUGGUGGGGCUGGACAUUCAAGAUGAAAUGGGGAGACAUGAAGUUGGUCACAUUGAUAAUUCUAUGAAAAUCUCUAUCAACAACGGUAAUGGCUGUCGGUUUGAAGGCCGUUUCAGUAUAAACAAGGUACCUGGCAAUUUCCAUGUGUCAACUCACAGUGCCACUGCUCAGCCACAAAAUCCUGAUAUGAGCCACUUCAUUUACAAGUUGUCCUUCGGUGAUGUUUUGCAGGUUCAAAAUAUUCAUGGUGCUUUUAAUGCCCUUGGAGGAGCAGAUAAACUGGCCUCAAAUCCACUGGCAUCCCAUGAUUAUAUCUUGAAGAUUGUGCCAACAGUUUAUGAAGAUCUAAAUGGGAAGCAGAAGUUUUCUUAUCAGUACACUGUGGCUAAUAAGGAAUAUGUUGCAUAUAGUCAUACAGGGCGAAUAAUUCCUGCAAUCUGGUUCCGAUAUGACCUGAGUCCAAUCACUGUCAAAUACACAGAAAGGAGGCAGCCGAUGUACCGGUUUAUAACAACAGUUUGUGCCAUCAUUGGGGGAACAUUCACCGUAGCUGGAAUUCUGGACUCCUGUAUUUUCACAGCUUCUGAAGCCUGGAAGAAGAUUCAGCUUGGAAAACUACAAUAGGGACUGUCUACAUCACCUACCACCUUCCUGUAAAUUGUGGAAGAAUUGAAGGCAACAACCAUACACCUGAAGUUUAAACAUUUUGAAUGAGUGAAUGAUGUGUUAAUUUAAAUUCUAUGGACAAGCAGUAAGUUGCUUGGCAACAGCUCCCAAUCAGUUUCUAGUUUACCUGGUAGUGUUAAAUCUGAAUAUGUGCUCUGGUGUACCUUCCUUCAGAUACUGGAUAGUAUAUAAAAACUUCUGUUUGUUAAUAUAUCCCCAUUACAUAAUCAGAUGUUUAUAUUUUCCAUAGUGCCUUUGAUCCACUCAAGAUCCAAUAGCACCAUGCCUUGAUCAUUCGCUGUAUUGUUUUGUCAAAAAGUAUGGCUCAGUAAUUCGUCAGAGAGAGAACUUGUAAGCCUUUGACAGAGAUGCCAUGCAGUAGUUUUUAGUCACUGGAAGCGUUUUGUAAAUACGUCUAAGUAUACUUAAAAAAUAAGAGGCUAUACAUCAAUCAAGUUAUCUGUUCUUACCUCAUACAGAGAUCAUUGUUUACUUGUUUGUUUCUUAAACCAGCACUCCAAGUGCCAUUUUGAUAUGUAGAGAUCUCUGCUGCACAGGAAGGAACAAAUGGUCUAGGCUAAUGGCAGAUGCGCCACUUUACGGAGCUUCGCACACGUAAACCAAGAGCUGUACUGUAGCAUUAAAGGGACAUGACACCCACAUUUUUUCUUUCAUGAUUUAGAAAGAGAAUGCAAUUUUAAACAUCUUUCUAAUUUACUUCUAUUAUCUCAUUUGUUUUAUUCUCUUGAUAUUCUUUGCUGAAAAGCAUAUCAAGAUAUGCUCAGUAGCUGCUGAUUGGUUGCUGCACAUAGAAGCCUUGUGUGAUUGGCUAACCCAUGUGCAUUGCUUUUUCUUCAACUAAGGAUAUCUAAAAAAUGAACCAAAAUAAAUAAUAGAAGUAAAUUGUAAUGUUGUUUAAAUUUGUAUUCUCUAUCUUAAUCAGGAAAGAAAGAUUUUGGGUUUAGUGGCCCUUUAAGGAGGGUGGGGUUUAGAAGUAGAGACGGCUAUCUAGGAGCCAGAUUUCUUAUUAUGAAAGUGCAAAAGACUAAAAUCUUUAUAAAUUUCAGAGUUCCUGAAAGUCACGAAUGCACACGCCUAGUUUUCAGUGUUCGUUUCACAUGUGCAAGUUCCCAGUUGAUCUCUUGUGGCCUUGUUUAAUAAAACAUUAAAAUAUUGUUUAAAUAACACACUCUAAUUCGAGUGCACAACUAAAUCACAAUAACUUUAGUGUUCAUUUAUUUAAAUGUUCAUCCUAAAAUUACUUUAAUUAUAUGAAAAAUGCUGUUUGCGCAUGGUUUGAAUUGUUAAAAUUGGUUAAAGGGACAGUAAACACCUUGAGAUUAUUUUUUUAUAUGUAUAAAAUGUUUUGUUAUGCAAAAUGAA